Olea europaea var. sylvestris is the source of this 1019-nucleotide messenger RNA. RefSeq names its product COP9 signalosome complex subunit 6a-like. Gene Ontology annotation, molecular function: metallopeptidase activity; protein binding. Bases 60 to 458 code for a protein of 132 amino acids. The record is from RefSeq and is a predicted model, not a curated record. The transcript has 2 exons. Lineage: Eukaryota; Viridiplantae; Streptophyta; Magnoliopsida; Lamiales; Oleaceae. Gene Ontology annotation, cellular component: COP9 signalosome.
AAGCUCUGAAGCAAAAAAGGUAAACUGCCGAGGAUCGUGAGUUUGAAGGAAGAGAAAAAAUGGCGUCAUCGUCCAGCAGUGGCCUAACAUUCAAGCUCCAUCCUCUCGUCAUCUUAAACAUCUCCGAUCACUACACACGGAUCAAGGCCCAAUCGCAGCCUCCUCCCACCUCCUCCGCCGUUAAUGAUGCUGUUUCCUCCCCGCCUCCGCCGCGAGUUUUUGGCUGCGUUAUUGGCGUUCAGCGCGGUCGCACUGUCGAGAUUUUCAACAGCUUCGAGCUCCUUUAUGACUCAUCCACCCACACCCUCGACCGCGCUUUCCUUGAGAAUAAACAAGAGCUCUAUAAGAAGGUAUUUCCACAUUUUUAUGUGCUGGGAUGGUACUCGACAGGGGGUGAUGCACAAGAAUCUGAUAUGCACAUUCACAAAGCUGUGAGCUCGGAUUAUCCUAUUAUAUAGUCUAACUGUUUAAUUUUCAUUUUAGACUUUAAUUCUGUUCGGUGUGGAUUUUUUAAAAAGAGAAAUUAUCUAUGGAAUAGGGAUGGGAAUAUUUGAGUAUUUGCACUAUUACUUGAUAUUUGAAGUUGAUUUUCUAGGCAAGCGUAGGCAUAGUUAACAACAACAGGAAUUCAGAAUUACUCAAAGAAUAUGAUACGCAUUUUGUCAAAGGAUUUCAUAGUUACUUUGAGAAAAUGGUACACAUUUCGUCGAAGAUUUGUAGUUUUCCAUGUGUCAAUCAUAUGCAGCAUGUUGCAGGAGAUCAACAACAUUUAGAACAUUCAAUUGAAAUUUCAGUUUUCCUUUUGUUUUUCAUAUUUCACAAGUAGAAUGUGGAAGUGGUACUGUAUUUCGCUUGUAUCAGCCUCCUAAAAUGUUGCUGAUUUAUAAUUGUUUUAAUAGGUUAGGUAUGCAUUUCUGUUCUUCCUUCCAUCUUGCAAUUGUUGGUGUCUGAAAAAAAUAAACAACAAACUACUCACCCUCCAAUAUCUUGGCUAUUCCUAUUGUGAAUAAUCGCUUAAC